AUGUUAAAGCCGAUUAAAGCGGGUGUAGCAUUAAGACACAAGACAAUUAAUGCACUUUUCGCAAUGGGUAUACCAAAUGGCCAAGAGCAUCCCAGACUAAAUGAAGCCAUAGUGCCAACUUCUGGCUCAGAGUUGAACAUGGACAUGUUUGAUCUUCAUGAUAUAUCCCUGCACGAACCAAAAGUCAUGUCAUUGAGUCUGGACCCCUUGCGCAAAUCUGCCCUGGGUAUAAAGAGGCCAGCCAAGGCUGUCCACAAUUGGUUCAUAACUGGUUUUCUGGAGGAGGAGAGAGACCUGUGA
Molecule: messenger RNA, 300 nt
Organism: Podarcis lilfordi (Lilford's wall lizard)
Lineage: Eukaryota; Metazoa; Chordata; Lepidosauria; Squamata; Lacertidae
Source: the annotation of a GenBank genome assembly